CUUAUAAGUAAACCCAAGAAUUGGCAAGUGCAUAACUUGAUAUCUCACUGGGCUCGUUGCAUACGACCACUUGUCACAACAGCAACGUCCGAGUCAUGGGGGAAAAUAUACUUGAAGAGCGAGUCCACUCCCAUAACUGACAUAUAUCAUCUCACGGACAAUUUCCGCAGUAAUCAUACUAUUCGCGACUUCACGUCUCAAAUCAAGCUCAAAUCCGAUCCAGUGGCGUGUAGUUCCUUGUGCAAAGUUUAUCGGCAUACCAUCAGCGAAGACAAAGGCAAAACAGUGGAGGUUGCAGUGAAGGUGUUCGUGGUGGAUCCUAAGAGAUCUGAGGGGAAAGACGAUAGCGCCAUGCGUCGGGAACUCGCCGUGUGGCUUAAGCUCAGUAGGUCGACUUAUAUCGUGCCGCUACUUGGCAUCGCAAAAGUCGAUUCUCCGUUGUCGGCUCUCGUUUCUGAAUGGAUGUCUUCCGGGGCAUUGAAUGAAUACAUCGAGAAACGAGCCACAACCCUUGCUGUUUCCGCUAGAGUUGAAUUGGCCAAGGGCGUCGCUGAUGGCAUCAACUAUCUUUUCUCGGAGAAUGUCGUUCACGGAAACCUUCACCCCGGAAAUGUGCUGAUCGAUGGCUCAGGGCAUCCACGUCUCACAGAUUUCGGUCUCGCCACAGUUGUAGGGGACCUUCAGUUGCAAUUGAGCACGACAACUGUGACACGUGAAUUGAAUCCUCGAUGGCGUGCGCCUGAAGUCCUUGGAAUAGAGCAAGACCUCGCACGACCGACUUUCAUGAGCGAUAUAUAUUCCCUUGGUAGCGUCAUUUUCUUUAUCAUCUCGGGGGAUAUACCAUGGAAAGAGAAGAAAAACUUGCGUCACAUCUACAUUGAGCUGGGGAAGAAGGCCACUCCCACACGUCCCGGAAAUAUCCCUAAUGGUCCGUGGAGCUUAAUCCAAAAAUGCUGGUCUUGGAACCCAAAGGAUCGUCCGAGUGCCGAAAAAGUCCUUGAAUACAUCGAUCAGUUUGGGAUUGACGACUUGCAGGCCAUGCAUCCAACCCAGCGCGAGCAGGACAUACCGAAUCCUGAGACAUCGGAUUUGUCGAGUUCCAAUGAGAUCCAACAGUGUUUGCCAGCCGAUGCGUCUGCUAGACCAUCUGCCUCAAUGGUCUCGGACUUUGUAGAGGCUUCGACAGACGGUGACACGGCCGCUCGCAGAGUAGAGGGGAGUCAUCAACGGGCAUCCUCGGACAUGUCUGAUGCAGAGAAAACCGCGUCCGAUGGUGUCACGCAUCCAACCCAGCGUGAGGAAGACAUACCGAGUCCUGCGACACUGGAUUUGUUGAGUUCCAAUACCGAAAACCCCCAACCCUCCUUCGGAGUAUCGACGUCGCCUCCUUUGGGCCCUUUGAACGUAUUGCUGUUUGGGGAGACCGGAGUUGACAAAAUGUCCAUCAUUAAAUUGAUCAUCGGGCAAACCGUUGCAGACACAUCGCCGGAUGCACCUCAUUCCAUGCUGAAACAUACCACCCACGAAGUUAACCUUAGAGGACGCCGCUUCAGACUUUGGGAAGUUUCCUCCAUUGCGCCGAUGGGUUUCUUCCGGAGACUUGUUGCAAAAUGGCAACUAAAAUCAUCGUAUAGGAAGCUGCACAGGGACGGUGGGGUGCAUCUUCUGCUGUAUUGCAUGGGGGGACCAAGUGUUCAGCGAGCAUCUAGGGAUUAUAAAUAUUUCACCGACAUUGUCAGUUCCACUAGCGGCGUACCAAUUGCUGCGGUGGUCAACGGUCUGGAGGGCUAUCCGACAGACAUGGAUGACUGGUGGACGAACAACAAGGGAGAACUUGAACGCCUUGGGAUGCAGUUCUCCAAUCACGCAUGUAUUACUUCACUCCCCGAUGAUCCAAGUGCGUCGCGAUCUCGGGAGACCAUCCGCAGCCUUAUCGAAUCCUAUACAUCGUAGUUUUUUUCCCAUCCAAUUCAUGUCCAUUGAGGUAUUCUAUGUCGGACAAUUCUGUAGUCUAGAGGCACCUGUGCCCUGUAUCAUAUCUCUAAGUUCGUACUUUAUAGUUUCUUGUAGACGUACCAUAGAACACAUCUACUCGUGCCUUUAUCACAAGGGGUCGGUGUUGCCGAUUGAAGUAAAGUAAUCC
Molecule: messenger RNA, 2143 nt
Organism: Suillus paluster
Lineage: Eukaryota; Fungi; Basidiomycota; Agaricomycetes; Boletales; Suillaceae
Product: kinase-like domain-containing protein
Exons: 10
Biological process (GO): protein phosphorylation
Molecular function (GO): protein kinase activity; ATP binding
Source: RefSeq, a predicted model, not a curated record